This is a messenger RNA of Paramuricea clavata, 14966 nucleotides long. NCBI's taxonomy places the organism in Eukaryota, Metazoa, Cnidaria, Anthozoa, Malacalcyonacea, Plexauridae. The record is from the annotation of a GenBank genome assembly.
AUGAUACCCGGUGAGUGCCUAACUAUCUUCACGAGUCCGUUUUUUCUGUGGGAUUUUCUAGCUCCAAAAAUCACCAACACGAAGUUCAUUUAUGAUGUCCCUGAUGACGGUUCAACCAAAACUACAUUCAGCUGUGAUGCAACCGGUUUUCCUCAACCUAAGAUCCAGUGGAUGUUUCAUAAUGUUACUCUGCCAAUCGGAACAACAUAUCCUGUUAAUAUCACAGACGUUCCUAAUGCAAACCUCACUGCAUCGAACGAUGGACGUUUGGAAGUGAUGUCCAACAACCGUGACGGUGGCUUUGGAGUAGAUGUGGUUUGUUUUGCUAAUAAUACUGAUGAAAGCAACGAGCAAAAUUUUCUGGUCAGAUUUCUUAAAGGUGUGUGAGUGUUGAGAGUCUUCGUUGGACUAUUAACGUGCAUUUGCUUUUCACCUCUAUGGGUGAUAUUUGGUUUUUACCUCAGUCAAGAAGUGAUGUUUUCAUCCCAUAUGUGUCUGUGUGUUUGUCUGUCUGGAGUACGAUAACUUAAAAAAUACCAAACUUUUUAUUACGAAAAUUUGUAGGACAAAUGGAAAUUAGUUACAUUUUGGUUAAAUUUGGAUAAAAAUUGGAUGCGAAAUUAGGAAACGUUUGUCUUGCUUCGCCGAGCAGAGUAAAGUUUAUAAUUCUAAAGUUCGUUUACUUUAGGUUUCCUAAUAUAUAAAUAGUUUAGGUUUCCUCCUAUAGUAACACUGGAUCAAUAAGAGAUGAUCCUCACUGGACCUCUGGGGAGAACAGUUUAAAACUGACAGACCUAGCUAUAUCCAGUAUAAAUAAAGUUAGUUUAGUUUAGGUUUCCUCCUAUAGUAACACUUGAUCAAUAAGAAAUUAUCCUCACUGGACCUCUAGGGAGAACAGUUUAGAACUGAUAGAGCUAUCCAGUAUAAAUAAAGUUAGUUUAGUUUAGGUUUCCUCCUGUAGGAACACUGGAUAAAUAAAAGAUGAUCUUUACUGCAUGGACCUCUAAGAAGAACAGUUUAGAACUGAUAGAGCUAUCCAGUAUAAUUAAAGUUAGUUUAGUUUAGGUUUCCUCCUGUUUAUAGUAACACUGGCCAGGUCAAUAACAGAUGAUCCUUACUGGACCUCUAGGGAGAACAAUUUAAAACUGAUAGAGUUAUCCAACCAGCAGGGUAUAAAUCACUCAUUCAUAUAGAUCGCUAUAACUGAUCGCGCGCAAAUUAAAAGAACGCAAACUUCAAGAACACAAAAUUAUUUCAAUCUUUUACACAUGUAUCCUUUUUUUAGCUCCAAAGAUUUUAUCAACCAUGUUCGAUAUUGCAAUACCUACGGGGCGGCGCGAUCCUGUCGUGAUUCCAUGCCAAACCCUAGGUUAUCCAAGACCAUUUAUUGAAUGGGUGUUUGAAAACGUGAGAAUAAAUGCCACAAGUCGUAAACUCGAUGGUACACCAUGUCUUAUUGGUCAGCCCGGGUUUGUUAUCUCUUCGUAUAAAGUGUAUGAAAAUGGCUCAUUGCUUAUUUAUAAUCCAUAUUGCGCGGAACAAAUACCUUAUGAGAAUUUUACUUGCGUGGCCUCGUCGUUUCUUGGCGUAGAUACACAAUCCCAUGCGUUUUCUGUUGGAAAGUGUAAGUGAUCUGUAGACCAUGGUAUUCGGCAGCCCUACACACGCAAAAAUCUGACAACUUGUCAACAAGAUGUGUUCGCAACAGGCUCGUAGCAAGCUUGUCAACAAGUUGUAACAAUGCUGUUAUUUUAUCAAGUUGCUACAAGGUUGUCACUCACAACUUGUUGAGAAAUUAAUGAAUUGCAGGACGAUAACAAGUUGUUGAAACAACAAGGCGUUAACUACUUGUCAACAAGCUGGGAACAAGCAGUGCGAACACAUCCUGUUGACAAGUUGUUGGAACAGCAAUUACUACAAAUCUGCUGCAGGUUUGUUACAACCUGUGUGUUUUUACGUGCGUAUAGGCAUGUGAGUUAUUUAAAAAUGUGAAUACUAGAAUCCCUUAUUACGUUUUGGUAGCGCUUUGCAUUGUGGUUAUAGUGCUAUCACUGAUAAAGAUAGCGGCCUCCAAUGAAAAUAUUGAAUGCUUGAAAUAUUGUUCUCGCGAAUAUUUUGCUGUUGGCUAUCGUGCAUCUGACCCUAGCUUUUUUAAAAGUUCUUGCACGGGUCAGGACAAAAAAUAAGCCAUCUGGAAUAUCAGUGAUACCACAGACUAUAGCCACAAUGCAAAGCGCUACGAAAACGUAAUAAGGGGAAUCAUCAAUUGCAUGGGUAUAUAGCAGUGGGAGUAUAACUGUUAGUUAGUGGGCAGAGGCGAUGUUUUCCAUGCUAUAUAUGCUUGGUUAUGCUAUGCUAAUAAACCACCAUCUACUGUAAAUAAGUUAAAAACAAUAUAUUUCUAAAAGUUAAUGCAAAUAAUUAAAAAUUUGCAGAGCAUCCCCCGUUGUUAUGGCUGUAGCUUCGCCACUAAUAGUGGGAAUAAAUAUUAGACUAGUGGAAACAUGAAAUAACGUCGAACCGACUUACGUGCUAAAGUUGGUACAAAAUGCGGGAGUCCAAUAACAAGCAGUAGAACGUCUGCGUUUUUACGUGUGCAGUCGAAUGAGAGCUGAAGUCCGUAACUAGGAUUUUAGAUUUACCGAGUCGAAUGUCGAAGGUGCGGGAAAAUUUUUUAGUAAGUUGGAGGGCGUGCCCUUCCAAGAAAAUUUUUGACUUUCUACAGCAAGGCUUAGAAGAAAUGCUAUUUCCUGCAUUCUGAAAGCAGUUUUAACAAGAAAUCAAACUCAUAAACAGUGAUACAAUCACUAGAAUUUGACGAAUAUAUUCAAAAUUGCUUAGUUUUUGUUUAUUUUCUUUGGAUUAUAGUGAUGACCUUCCCUUUCGAAAUUGUAUUGGUGAAUGCAAGUCAAUUUGGCAACCGAGCUGGCGUCGUGGCAAAGGUAUGAUGAUACACAUGAAUCCUGUGCUCUGAAAACAAACUCUUCAACAUUUCGAGGAUAGGCUUCACGUCGAAAAGUUUGAAGAGCCAUCGCUUGAAAAGACAAUGGCCACGCGACUAAACGAUCUUGAGAGUUUCAAAUCUGGUUCUAAUUUCGAUGAGAGUUGAGCAGAGUUUUGCGCUUGUCCAGGGGCGAAACUAGCCCCUAUGAAAUCCUUUUUUUGGACCAAUAUCUGUAAAAUUUAGGUCUAUGAAUUCUAUAAACUCCCUCUGAAAACUCUGUAAGUUACUUAAUAACUCCACAUUCUAUCAUUUACAAUCUUUGAUUGCCCUGCCAAUCCAGGUGAUUGCCCCGCCAACCCAGAUAUUUGUAUUUUUUUUUUUUGGGGGGGGGGUGCCACACCCCUCAUAUCCCCUCAAGUUUCGCCCCUGCGCUUGUCAUGAAUCCUCAUGCAACUCUUGUUCUCGUUUGACCGGGGCAUGGGAGUUGAGAAAAUCUGCUUCCCAUUUCUCAUGAGUUUCCACUUGUUCUUGUUUGACCAUCAUAAUCUAAUAUGAGGGUUGAAUCUUGCAGGCUCUCGUUGCUAGCUUUCAACACCGAUAUUUUUCUAAUAUAAAUACUGUUCUUUUCUUUUUUAAGAUCGAGAGUGUGUUUAAAGAUAGUACCAAUAGUUUAUCACUGCGUUCAAUGAACGUUACCUUUGUGAAUGUUACGUAAGUAUUGGCUUUCGGUAAACUUUCGAAUUGUAACUCGCCGAAAAACACCCGGGUUCUCAAACGUACCCAAGUAAAUCUUCAAUUAGCUGUUGAAAUUGCAAGGAACGAAUUUAUUUCGCUCAUAGGUUUUCCCCAAGUAUUUGUUCAGCUAUACAGACAUUAGAUCGAUUCCUCUUUUAUUAUUAUUAUUAAAACUUUAUUUAAAGACCUUUAAACACGAAAUUCCUGUUUCAAAAAUGAACUAUAAUAAUAUACUAACAAUGAUGAUUGCUUUAAAUUGUUUUUGAAAGUUGCUAUACAGGUGUAGUAUUAAUGGCUUCAACAGGUAUGCUAUGUCACAGGAAACAUAAUGUUUUUUAGCCUAAUAAAAAUUUACUUGCAAAUUUUCAGGUCUGGAAUGGUGCGAUUUGUCCUUUCUUGGCUAGAGCAACGUCUUAAGCAGAAGAAAUACAUUGUUACAAUUAACUCUAAAGACCAUGUCAAUACUGCACAGCUAGCGAGGGAUGUCCGCAACAAGCUGAAGGAAAAUGGAGUUGAUGUAGCUUACUUUUUUAUUGAUGGUAUGAUAUGUUAUACCUCUUCACAACAAACCAAUUCGGAGCAUAUCCAAAUAAUGUAUAACAUGUAGCUCAGAUUGGAAAAUUAGAAUAGGCAUAUCAAAGUAUUCACAAUUGUUCAAUCAUCAUUUCAAUAUGCAAAAAGUUGCUCAAAGAACAAUUAGUUUACGCAUUUUGAAUCGAAAAUAUAUUCUCUUAAAGUGUGACUUAUGAAUGACCCAAAUAUGAUUUUUGAUAUGUAUAAUAUUUGGGUCGUUCUUGAUCAACUUUUUCAAUGUCAAAGUUUCUGGCUAUGAUGUCAUUAGGUGAAUUUUUGGUACAAAAAACAAAAUCACCUAAUGACAUCAUAUCCAGAAACUUUGACAGUGAAAAAGUUGAUCAAGAUGGAUUUUUUUAUUAUAAAGAUAUAUUACAUUUCUUCAACGCAUGACCCAAAUAUUACACAUACAAAAAUUAUAUUUGGGGUUAGUCGCACUUUAAGUGUACUGUAUUUUUCUUUAAAAAACUCAUUAAUAACUCAUGAGGAAAAUACAAAAGAAAUGAAUGUUGUAUAUCAGCUAAAGAUCGGCUGCUCAUGUUUUAACUAGUACUUAUUUUGCCUUACAGAGAAGACAAAAUAAGCUAGAACAAAUAGUAUUUGAAUGGUCUCAAUGUGCAACCAAAACCCUCGGUUUUAUAAUUAUUAUUAAAAAAAAUUCAUUAAUAAUUCUUGUUGUUUCAUAUCUGAUGAAGCACUUUUGCUAGUGUUUUAAAUAGUAGUUGUGCAACUCAUUAAUAAUUCAUGAAGAAAACAGAAACGAAAUUAUGAGCGUGAAGGAGUUUGUAUAUCUGAUACAGAAAUCAUGUUGAUUUACAUAAACUUUAAGUUUAAUUUUCUCACCAAAUAUCAUUCAUUUAUUUUAAAUUGUUAAAAAAUACGAAUGUUCUCAUCGAGACGUUUCACAAGCUAUAUAAAGCAUUCGCGUGCAUGUUGUAUCAGACAUACAACCUCUCGCCUUCGGCUCGAGUUUGUAUAUCUGAUGCAACAUGCUUUAUCUAUUACUUAAUUCAUCUUUGUGUUUAAUAUUCCACAGCUGAGCCUGGUCCCGCCACAGAUCUCUCGGUGACCGAUGUUACAGAAAAGAAAAUAUCUUUCAGUUGGAAGAAACCAGAUUACUUCACUGUUGAAAAGUAUCAAAUACAGACUAACGAUGGUGGUGGAUCCAAUUGGGUCAAUCGUGCUCAGGUCUGGUUAUAACGGAAAGUUUUCUCACCCGAAACAAUUAGUGUAAGGCACCACCCUGAUCGACAGUAUUUUAAUACGAAUAUUUCUUUAAUACGGCGGUGAUUCUCUGAUAUUACUUGGAGCUCUUUAAUACAGACACCUCUCUACUAUGGACGCCUUUCUAAUACGGAGACCUCUCUACUACAGAAACCCUCUAAUACGGAAAAUUCUCUAAUAUGGACGCCUCUUUAAUACAAACACUUCUCUGAUACGUAUAUCUCUUUAGUGCAGACACCUCUCUAAAAUGGACACUUCUCUAAUACAGACCUCCCAUUCUUCCCGUGGCUACGCCUCUGUCUUCGGCGUUCGUACUCUAAAGAUUUAUACCAAUAUUUGAACAGGUUUCAGGUGAUAAAACCAGUUCUGUUCUUGAUGGGCUGGAGUCUGGAACAAAGUAUUUGAUAAGAAUGGAGUCUGUAAACAACAAAGGAACUGGCAUUCCUUCAGAGCAUGUACAGACCAAAACUGAUGGUAGGUUUGUUGACACUGGAUAACUCUAUCAGUUUUAAGCAUCAAAAGUCAUCCUUUAUUGAUCCAGUAUUUCUACAGAGGGAAACCUAAACUAAAUUAACUUUAUUUAUACUGGAUAGCUCUAUCAGUUCUAAACUGUUCUUCCUAGAGGUCCAGCAAGAGUAAUUCUUUAUUGAUCCAGUGUUACUACAGGAGGAAACCUAAACUAAACUAACUUCAUUUACCUGUAUAUAGAAAAGCUCUAUCAGUUCUAAACUGUUCUUUCUAAGGCGUAUUACUUAUUGAUCCAGUGUUACUACUGGAGGAAACCUAAACAAAAAGACCCGAAAUUUAUUUAUAUUGGAUGUAAGCUCUACUAGAUUAGUUCUGAACUGUUCUUCCUAGAACUCCAGCAAAAGUCACCUAAGCUGAACUAACAUUAUUCAUACGAGAUAGCUUUAUCAGUUCUAAACGGUACUUCCUAGAGGACCAGUUGUGGUCAUCCCUAAUUGGUUGAGCGUCACUACACCCAUUAACAACUGCCCGUUUUAGAUUCUGUCCCAGUCGUAAUAAUAGUUGUGGUUGUAAUUCUCGUCGUUCUGGUGGUGAUAGCAGUGGUCCUUGGUGUUCGUUAUUACCGCCACAAACCAACGAGAGAUGACCUCGUUGUAAUAACAAUGGAUGACAAUAACGUAUGUGUAUAGAAGAUGUGCUCUCAUUAUGACAGUACUUCAUUAUAGAAAAUUAACGAUGCCAAUUGUUGUUGGUCUUUUAAAAACAAACCAUAUUAACGCGAAUUAUUUUUAUUAAUCAUGAAUUGCGUGCUUGUCGCGUUAAUGAGUGCAUUGUAAUUUCCUAUAAUAAGCGGAUCAGAUAUUCUUCAUUAUAUUGUAUUAGUGUACCAUACCAUUUACCAUGUCGUAUGUACCAUGUACCACGUACGGUAUGUAUUAUGUACCAUGUAUCAUGUACCACACCAUAUUACAACACACCAUACCAUAAAUACACCACAUCAUACCACACCUCACCAUACCAUGUCAGACCAUACCAUAUUGUACCAUGCAAUACCAUACCACACCAUACCAUACCAUACCGUACCAUACCGUACCGUACCAUACCAUACCAUACCAUACCACACCAUACCACACCAUACCACACCAUGCCAUACCAUACCAUACCAUACCACACCAUACCAUACCAUACCACACCAUACCAUACCAUACCAUACCAUACCACACCAUACCAUACCAUACCACACCAUGCCAUACCAUACCAUACCAUACCAUACCAUACCAUGCGACAUUACGCCAUACCUCACCAUAGAGAACCUAACAUUCUACGUAUUUCUUUGCAAACAGCCCUAUUUCCUUUCCAUACCGGGAGUACAACCCGCAACCAUUUAUGAACGCGACAUACCAUAUCAUACCAUACCACACCUCACCAUACCAUAUUACAUCACACCAUAUCACACCACACCAUAGCAUAUCGUACCAUGUAAUACCAUACCACACCAUGCCAUGCCAUACCAUACCAUACCAUAUCAUAUCAUACCAUACCAUACCAUACCAUACCAUAUUAUACCAUACCAUACAAUACCAUACCAUACCAUACCAUACCAUACCAUACCAUACCAUACCAUACCAUACCAUACCACGCGACAUCACACCAUACCAUACCAAACCUAACAUUCUACACAUUUCUUUGCAAACAGCCCUAUUUCCUUUCCAUACCGGGAGUACAAACCACAAACAUUUAUGAACGUGACAACAGAACAUUUUGCCCGUUCCUUGGUGGUGAUCUUCAAGUGAACUUGGGCAUAGACGAAAAAGAAUAUUUUUCAUGGCGAGAAAUCGCUCGUGAUUCGCUCCAAAUGGGAGACGCGCUUGGUCAGGGGCAAUUUGGCAUGGUCGUAAAAGCAAUGUGGAUGAACGAAGAGGGAAAGAAACCACUUCCAGUGGCAGUGAAGACGAUCAAGGGUGAGUUGAUUUGUACAGUACAUCUGCAAACAAGUUGUUACAAAGUUUUGUCAAGCUAAUAGGGAGCUUAAGGUAAUUCCGCAGUAAUUGUUCCCGAAAUGAGAAUGUGCCGAAACUUCCCAGGCAUGGAGUUUAUGAUAUACUUAAAGUAAAAUCGCACAAAAAAGUUGGGGUCACCGAACUCGUUAAGAAGAUAUGACAAUCACAAUAUACCACCUUUACCCCAAUAUGGCGCCAUCUUGACGCUCAUUACGAGUAACAGCAAAAUCACAACAGCCCGAUAUUUAUUGACGUUUUUAGCGCGGAUUUUGCUUUAGUAAACCUAUCUUGUAAUUAUUUUUGAAAAAAUAUUGUGUUUUGAGCAAAAUGAAACUGCUAACGUGUACAAUUCUGAUCCAUAAAUGUCUUUUCCACAUUUCUUUACAUAUUUUUCUUUGAGAACAUGCAUUGAUAAAGGAUUUUUUUCAAGUCCAGAAAUGAUUUUUCUUUCAAUUUCGGAUAUGAAAUGUAAAAUGCAUUAAAGAAAUAAAUUAUCAGUUAAAAAACGGGGGUCACCGAUCUUUUUAGGGAAUUGUGGCAUUAAAACGUGAAAUACAAAUAGGUAAAUAAAUAUACUACAUACACAGGAAACCCUAGCUACACUUUUGUAUUCCUUUUUUGAAAACAUUGAUUUUAACGUAAUUCUUUGCACGAAUGUAACCAAAGAUGUUUUGAAGUAACAUAUUAAAAUUGUCAUAAAAUGAUUUUUUCAGUAAACGGUACGUAUAAUGGAUGAAAUUAUAAGUUAUACGAUAUAUAAAGACUGUUCGUGACAAGUUGCUACGAGCUUGUUGUCAUCAACUUGUUAACAACUUGUUACGUGCAGACGGUAUCAGACUUGUUGAAACAUUAGGGCCAUUAUAUUUAUACGGAACAAAAUAAGACGCGACUUACAUAAGACGCGACUUAAAUAAGACGCAAGUUUGUCGUAUAGAAGGUACAAAAUUCUUAUGUAAGACGCGCGGUCUUGGAUAAGACGCGUCUUACAUAAGAACAGGCCUUUUAGCUGUUCUUAUUUAAGUCGCGUCUUAAAUAAGAAAUUCUGGACAAAAAGUCUAGUAACCGCAUGCCAGAAACUUGAAACAACGUAAAAUUAUUAGCCUUGCAUAUUAAAACAAGAACAACCAAAACAACAUUAUAGCUAUAGCAAAUAAAUAAGACCAAAGCCGUAGAGAUACUAUGCGAUCACUCCACUUAUUUAAGUCGCGUCUUAUGUAAGUCGCGACUUAUUUUGUCCCGUAUAAAUGGCCCUAAUUUGUUGCGAGUCUGUUGGCCUCAUCAACCUUGUUACAAGAUGAUAACAACUUGUUCAAGACUUGUCAACAACUGGGAACAAGCAGUGCGAACAUAUCUUGUGAGAUUCUUGCAGGUGUAGAGUGUGAGUUCUUGUUAGCUCUUCCCAUGUAUAAUAUGUUUUUCCUUCAAUAUUAAAAUUCCAGAUAAUGCCACUGAUACAGACAGGAAAGAACUUUUCAAAGAAUUAAAAUUGAUGGCGGAGAUCUCGGAGCAUCCUAAUAUUGUCAAAAUGAUUGGAGCUUGCUCAAAAGGAGGUAAAAUGUGGAUAGAUGGACUAAGAGCAGUGGCGGAAAUCGCCAACCCCCCCACCUUCACGGAAAAUUGACGAAUUUUCGGAAAUUUUGACCCAAAAGAGGGCUAAAAACAGUCUUUUCGAGUGCAAAUGGGGGGGGUCGGAAAUUUGAAAGUUUUGUCGGAAAUUUAGGAGGCUUUGCCCCCCCCCCCGAAAAAGUGAAUUUCCGCCACUGACUAAGAGUUUAAGAUUUUUGUUCGCAUAAUUAAACUGCAGUCCAUUUCCCACAAGUUCAGAAAGAGAUAUAUCUCGCAUAUGUAUUUGGUCCAGUAUCACAACAGUUGGAACCUAAACUAAACUAACGUUAUUUACACUGUAUAGCUCUUUCAGUUGUAAACUGUUCUCCCUAGAGGUUCAGUAAAGAUCAUCUAUUAUUGAUCCAGUGUUACUGCAGAAGGAAACCUAAACUAUUUACUGGAUAGCUGAAGCUCUUUCAGUUCUGAACUGUUCUUCCUAGAGGCUAGAGGUCCAGUAAGAAUCAUCUGUUAUUGAUCCAGUGUUACUACAGGAGGAAUCCGAAACUAACCUAACUUUACUUAUUUAUACUGGAUAGCUCUAUCAGUUCUAAACUGUUCCAUCUAAAGGUCCAGUAAGAGCCAAUUCUUUUACGUCUUGCUGUAUCUUACGAAAAAAUGCAGUUAUAUAUUAAUAUACAAUUGUAAAUGUUAUAUUUUUUAUAGGUCCUUUAUGGAUAAUCGUUGAGUUAUGCGAGCAUGGUAAUCUGUUGAAUUUCCUGCGUAAAAAUCGUCAAGAGAUUUCAGGGAAAACGGGUGAUUUCACCUCCUCAGUCGAUCCCCUAACCCGAGUGAGGAUCGCUUUUGAUGUUGCAAAGGGUAUGCACUAUUUGGAAGACAAAAAGGUAUGUUUGAUUGGUGUCGAGGACACAACAUCCAUGAGACCUCCCCGGCCAGCCUACCACCUUGGAAGUACAUGAGCAGCAGUGUUUUAUCAAAUAUAAAGAUACGAGGCAAAGCCAACUAUCUUUAUAGGUCUGAUAAAACACGCACUGCGAUCGAAUGUUUUGAAUUGCUUCAAAAACGAUCGAUCUAGUAAGUUCAUUGGCGAAGUAAUUUUCAAAAAAUACGUUGGGUAAGUCGAGAAAAUCAAAGUUAAAGUUUAUGUAAAUCAAGGGAAAUUUCUAUCACAUAUAAAGAUACGACACGCUUAUGAUUUUUCUUUGUGUUUUCCUCAUGAAUUAUUGAGUUUUUGAACGGGAAGUAACGAAACAAAUGGCUCGCAUAGGCUCGCAUCUACAAUGCAAAACUUUCUAAUCCUUUACAACAUGUUUUUAUCAAUUAAAAGUUAUUGUUUUCAUGAAAGAAAUCCCCUGUACUAGCACUAAGUUGCAAUGCAAAUGCAUUAUUCUAGAUCGUUCACAGAGAUUUGGCCGCCAGGAACGUUUUGUUGGGGAAGAGCAAAAUUGCUAAAAUUGCCGACUUUGGUUUAUCUCGUGAUAUCUAUGAACAGGGAACGUACGAAAAGAAGACUGGGGUAUGUUAAAAAUCAUACCAUACCAUACCAUACCAUACCAUACCAUACCAUACCAUACCAUACCAUACCAUACCAUACCAUACCAUACAAGUUGUAACAAACAUGCAGCAGACUUGUGGCAAUACUGUGUUCGCACUGCUUGUUUUCAGCUUGUUGACAAGUUCUCAACGACUUAUCGACAACUUGCUACAAGGAUGUUGAGCUCAACAGGCUUGUUGCAAGUUGUUCCAACAACUUGUUAUCGUCCUGAAAUUCAACAAUUUGUCAACAAGUUAUGAGUGAUUACCUUGUAACGACUUGAUAAAAUAACAGCAUUGUUACAACUUGUUGACAAGCUUCCUACAAGCCUGUUGCGAAAUGCGAACACAUCUUGUUGACAAGUUGUGAGAUUUUUACGUGUGUCACGGAAGCUAACCAUUUUUCUUAUUCUUCACGUUUAGGGAAAACUACCAGUCAAGUGGAUGGCCAUUGAAUCUCUAAAAGACCAAACCUACGAUUCUAAAAGCGACGUGUAUGAUUAAGUUCAAUUAAUCUCAAUUAUGAUUUUUGGUGAUCAAAUUAUGAUGUCAGUAAUAUCCGAGUCAUUCUAAGAAGAUUUGUAUUAUGAAAUUUCCCGUGUUGACAUGGAGUUAUAUCAACACGGCUCUUAGCCAAUCAGCGUUCAGAAUUUACAAAUGCUAUAUUAUACAAUUACUUUAUGGUUUCCGUGUUUGGAUGGCCUGAUCCAAACACGCGGGAAUGUUGCGAGAGUUAAGAAAAGCGAGAGAAAUCACGAGCCGAAGGCGAGUGAUUUUGCCCGCUUUUCUUAACUCGAGCAACAUUCCCAAGUGUUUGGAUCAGUCCAUCCAAACACGGAAACCAUAAAGUAAUUGUUUUAUAAAAUAACAACAACACGGUAGUCUUCCGUGUUUGGAUGGCCUGAUCCAAACACGGCUUUCGACCAAUCAGAAUACGCGUUAUAUACAUGUUAUUUUAUAAUAUAACAUCAUAUCUGGCAGUUGUAACUUACAAUAUUAAAGUUGAAGUUUCCUACUAUAAAGAUAUGCCAUUUCUUUUUAGAAUGACUAGAAUAUUACCCUAUACCAAAAAAUCAGAUUUGGGGUUAGUGACACUUUAACAAUAAACCAUCUAUCGCUAGUCAAAAAGAGAUAUUAUAUAUUUUAAAAAAGUCAUUCUUAACUUUAGGUGGUCCUAUGGUGUUCUCUUCUGGGAAAUUGAAAGUGCUGGUAAAUAUCUAAGUGACGUCAGUAGAUGUUCUGCGGUAGUUUUCUCAUAAAAGGUGAAAACGUGUCAGCAUUCAAUUUUGGUAUUUCUUACAGGCAUGGUACCAUACCCUGGCGUUGGUGGAAGGGAUGUUAUUGGUUUUCUCUUGAAUGGUUUCCGUUUGGAUAAACCUUCCGAAACACCUUUUGAAAUGUAAUUCUAUUUAUCUUCUUCGUACGAGUCACGAUUUAGGAAGAGUUACUAUUUUUAGACUUUUAGGUUUAGGGUUUGGAUUAGGGAAAGGGUUAGGAUUAAGAUUAGGGUAGGAUUAGAGUAAGGAUUAGGGUUAGGGUCAGGGUAAGGGUUAAGUUUAAAAUACAAAAGAAUACAAAAUUACAAUUUGCCCUUCCUGAAACGUGACAGGUUUGAACGUGUGCCAAACUACCAUCAUCAUCAUCAUCAUGAUGAUGAUGAUGAUGAUGAUGAUGAUGAUGAUGAUGAUGAUGAUGAUGAUGAUGAUGAUGAUCAUGAUGAUGAUGAUGAUGAUGAUGAUGAUGAUGAUCAUGAUGAUGAUGAUGAUGAUGAUGAUGAUGAUGAUGAUGAUGAUGAUGAUGAUGAUGAUGAUGAUGAUGAUGAUGAUGAUGAUGAUGAUGAUGAUGAUGAUGAUGAUGAUCAUGAUGAUCAUGAUGAUCAUGAUGAUGAUGAUGAUGAUGAUCAUGAUCAUGAUCAUCAUCAUGAUCAUCAUCAUGAUCAUCAUCAUGAUCAUCAUCAUGAUCAUCAUCAUGAUCAUCAUCAUCAUCAUCAUCAUCAUCAUCAUCAUCAUCAUCAUCAUCAUCAUGAUCAUGAUCAUCAUCAUGAUCAUGAUCAUCAUCAUGAUCAUCAUCAUGAUCAUCAUCAUGAUCAUCAUCAUGAUCAUCAUCAUGAUCAUCAUCAUGAUCAUCAUCAUCAUCAUCAUCAUCAUCAUCAUCAUCAUCAUCAUCAUCAUCAUGAUCAUGAUCAUGAUGAUCAUGAUCAUGAUCAUCAUCAUCAUCAUGAUCAUCAUCAUGAUCAUCAUCAUUAUCAUUAUCAUGAUGAUUAUAACACAACCAUUAUAAUCACUGUCAUCACCAUCAUUACCACAACUAUCACUAUCAUUUUGACCAACACCACAAUCACCACCUUCAUCACCGCCAUUAAUAAAACCAUCUUAGACACCAUCUUCACCAGUAUCACCAAUUUUACCACUUUUACUACCUUCAUCAUCAUGAUUAUCACCAUAUCAUCAUCACUGUCAUCAUUGCCAACCACCACACCAGAAGAGAACUUUCACAUUGUACAUACUCCAAUAACCAGACACUUCUUUCAAUUAGCGGACACGACCCUCUCUGGUCCCAAUGUAAACACAACACUCUAUUAUUAUUGCUCCCGUUUGGUAGACGUCUACCUUCUUUAACCGGGCACAUUUGUGAGUAGCUGCAUUUGUUUUUGCUAGUUAUGAAAUCAUGAAGAAAUGUUGGGAACCAAGUCCGAAAGUCAGACCUCAUUUUAAAGAAAUCGAGUCGGAGCUUGAAGCUUACCUUGAAGAAAGAGCGGUAUGAAAUGAUAUUUAUAAAUUGCCAAGUUAGACGACUUAUAUCUCAUAUAAGUAAAAUUAGUUUGUUUCCUCUUGUGGUAACACUGGAACAAUAAGGAAUGACACUCUGGGGAAAACAAUUCGGAACUGAUAAAGCUGUCUGCAUUAUCAAUGGCUGUCUACUAUAAAUAAGCUCGUCUAAUUAAGGUUACAGAACACCUUUGAGUGUUAAUUUUUCCUAAAAUUUUUUUAUUGGUUUCCAUGAAAGCAUUAAGACUAGUUCUACUAUCUGACCAAGUUUGGACGAAAAAUGUUGAAAACUCGCAGAGUUAUUUAAUAAAAUACAUUUCGCUUGCAAUAAGAAAAACAUUGAAAAUGUAAUAUUCAAAUUCAAUUUUUUCCCGAAGAAUUUUACGGCAAUUACUGAUUUUUAAACGAGUUGUGCUCCUGCGGCCGGGUUUUAACGAAUUUUUCUCAAAUUUUCACAGGACAUAUCUAAAGACGUCAGUUUCAAAAUUGUGUUUGGCUUUGUUCCAACUUUGGAUAUUUUGACAAUAAGGAGCAAUUCACACAAACGAUUCAGAAAUAUAUUGCAGUCGUCAAAGAAAUCGCCAAUUCAGCGGAAUGACGAAAUAAACAAAAGUUUCCGAACACAAUUUUUUAGAACAACUAUUUUACUGUAUAAAAAUGAUAUUUUCAUAAAUAUAUCUUAAAACCAGUAGGAACAUAACUCAAAAGCGUAAAGGUAACGCGACUUAAGAUUUUCCUGAAUAAUUCUUACAUUAUUUUUAUUGUUUGUCAAUUUUACAACUUUGUCAUAUUUUGCAUGCAAUGGCUAACAUUUGGUGAAAAUUUGAUGAAAAUCGGACUGACUUUGAGCGCGCAGUAGCGAUUUUCCACAAAACGCCAAAAAGGGUGUCCUGUAACCUUAAGGUUUCCUCCUGUAGUAAUACUGAACCAAUAAUGGAAUGCGUAUACCUCAAAGAAGAACAGUAGAGAACUGAUAGAAAAGAUAGAGCUAGAAAAGGCAUUAGCGAAAAACAGCUGUCGUAGUAAAUGGGCUUUAUUUAUUUCCAGGAUUAUCUACCACUUAUGAUAGACGAAGAUCAAGGUGAUCACGAAGAAGCCUACAUCAACUAUAUUGUGGGUAUCGAAGACGAUGAAACACCAAACGACACAAAUUUGUAG